AUGGGCCAGGGACAGGGAAGUGCCAAAAGUGUUAACAACUUUGCCAUAUUUCUGUUGAUUUUGCUCGCACAAAACUGUGGCCAGGCACGCAGCCACGGUCGUGAUGGAUUAGCAAAGUUGGAGUUUAGCGGGCUGGCCCUCCCUGUUUUUAAUUUUGCGAAAAUAUACGAAACUUUGUGUGCGCAACUGCUGCCGGCCACGCCCCCCCAUUGGGAGGUCAAAGGGCGUGGCCUGGUGCGAGGACAGGCCAUGUUCCAUGUUUUCGAUCAACUGCAGCAGGACUUUGAGGCGAAAUGGCAGCGGACAACCACAUUAAAACCGUUUAGUAUAUUGCAGCAUUUGGAUUGGGAGCAAGAGCAACAGGCUCAGCGGCUGCAGGCCCAGCCGAACUCUAGUUUUGAUAUCCUGUCAGAAUUGUACAAGGAUCAAGAGGCUUAUGAGAAGCAAACCACAACCAUAAAGCCGUUCCACGUAGUGCAAGAGCUUGAAAAAGACUUAAUCAAGGCACAUAAGCACACCACCUCUGUAAAGCCUUUUCACGUGAUCGGAACACUCGUCGAGGAUUUGAUGAACAAGGAUCUGAAAGAGGGUUAUCUGGUGCAGAAGCCCACAGAAGACUUAGCUGAGCACAAAGCCGAGCUAAAACCCGAGUCACGAGCCAAGCAAAGUCAGAAGCGGAGACGGAAACGCAUUCGCCGCAGGAGGAAACGAAUUCGCCGUCGCCGAAAGCGGACACGUCGACGUCGCCGUAAGAAGCGAAAGAAGAGGAGGAAGAAGCGGAAGAAGAAGAGGCACAAGGGCGACAAGAAGAAGAAAAAGAAAAAGAAGGGCAAGCGGAAACGGAAGAAGCAACCCAAGCCGGAGGAUCACGAGGAGCACUCGAUUUUCCAGCCAGGUCAGGUGAUCUUCGCCAAUCCCACCAAGCAGCCGUACUACCACCAUCCCUAUCCCUAUCCCCACCUACCGACCAACCAGAUGCAAGUUCAAGCCAUACCCUCAGCCUUACUGGCCGCCCUGACAACCAAAAAACCAAGCACGGUGACCACCACCACCCAUCGUCCCUUCAGCAAGAUCAAGUAUCUGCUCAGGCACAACAGCAUCUUCAAGAAGAAGAAAAAGGAGUACCUGAGCCACGUCGGUCAGGUGCUAUAUCCAUUUGUUAAAUUUGUGGCCUUCUUCACGGUCCUCAAUCCCUUCACGCUGGGCGUCUUCCUCUUCACCCUGAUCUCGCCCGCCGUCUUCGGAUUCCUGGGAUUCGUGGCACUGAGUGUGCUGGUCAAGCCCUUCCUGCACCUGGUAUUCGGUGUCAAGCGGAAUGUGAACACCUUCGAUCGCAAGCGGUGGCUGGCCCACAAGCAGGCGGAGAAACUGAAGCUCGGCCUGAGGCCAGUGACCAUCCACAAGCACUUCUACCAGCAGAAUCCGGUCCACUCCGCGCCGCCGGUCAAGCUGCGUCCAGUGGGUCACUGGCGGAGGGAGGGGGAACGACCUGCCAACCAGAUGCCUCCACCACCUUUAAGACCACCCCAUCAACCCACCCAGCGACCUCCACAGCGACCACCCCAGCAACCCACCCAGCGACCACCUAAUCGCUAUAAUCCUCUGCUGCCUGACCAUCGCAAAGCCCUCAACUACGAUCAGUCUGGAAUCUUUCUUAUUUAG
Drosophila rhopaloa is the source of this 1662-nucleotide messenger RNA. RefSeq lists its product as uncharacterized. NCBI's taxonomy places the organism in Eukaryota, Metazoa, Arthropoda, Insecta, Diptera, Drosophilidae. The transcript has a single exon. Bases 1 to 1662 code for a protein of 553 amino acids. The record is from RefSeq and is a predicted model, not a curated record.